Molecule: messenger RNA, 384 nt
Organism: Haemonchus placei
Lineage: Eukaryota; Metazoa; Nematoda; Chromadorea; Rhabditida; Trichostrongylidae
Source: the annotation of a GenBank genome assembly
AUGGGAUAUGCGGUCUUUGUCGAGGAACUCCUUGUCAAGCGACAACUUCGCACAGCACUAUCGGAAGCCGAACGUGAACACGUCCAGAAAUCACAAAUCUCGCAACUCUCUGAUGACGACCUUCUCAACGAAUAUGAACGUCAUACGUCUACUCACGACUCUAUCUACCGCGCAUAUUCUCGACUCCAGCGACUAUGGAAGCAAUGGCAACUCAUCAUAUCCGCUAAUCCAGAAGAAGAAGAAAUACUACAAAAUUACGUCAGCAAGUAUGGAGACUUCCAAGACAUUCUCAAAGAGGCUGUCCUAGUUCUGCAGAGACUCGACAGGGAAAGGCCGCUCAUCGAAGAAGAACUCAUCAAACGUCAAAUGGAGUUUGAACCAUAA